Letharia columbiana is the source of this 507-nucleotide messenger RNA. RefSeq lists its product as uncharacterized. Gene Ontology annotation, biological process: protein import into nucleus. The coding region runs from base 1 to 507 and encodes 168 amino acids. NCBI's taxonomy places the organism in Eukaryota, Fungi, Ascomycota, Lecanoromycetes, Lecanorales, Parmeliaceae. Gene Ontology annotation, cellular component: nuclear pore central transport channel. The record is from RefSeq and is a predicted model, not a curated record. The transcript is spliced from 2 exons.
AUGGCGACAUUGACUGCCGAUACAGCUACAAAGAUCUCGACGGAAGCAGCCGGAAUGUUUGUGGAUACUUAUUACCCCACCCUCAGCUCCUCGCGAGCCGACGUAGCCUCAUUCUAUAUGCCCGCAUCCGCCAUGCCCGACGGGAAACCACUACCCGUAAUCGUCUACAACGGGAAUAUCAUAUCAGACCCGACAGCGAUGCAGACGCUGUUCCAAGAACAAAUGCCAGAAGCCCGCUACGAGAUCCAGGACUACGACUGUCAGGUAGUGAACCCGCACUACGUUGCGGAAGGGACUCAAGGCAGCUCGCCCGCGUCUGGGAAGAAUAUGACGAUACUGGUGACUGUCAGUGGUCAUGUCAAGUUCGGGGAACCUCGUGCUGCAGCUAUCAGAGGAUUUAGCGAGAACUUUGUGCUCAUACCGAACCCGGCCGCGGCAACAAAUACUCGAGGGAAGCGUAUCAAAGGAUGGUUGAUUCAGAGUCAGAACUUUAGACUAGUAGUAUGA